AUGGAGAUUCUAAACAAGCUCCGAAAUCUCGACGCUUAUCCAAAGGUCAAUGAGGAUUUCUACGCUAGAACCCUUUCUGGAGGAGUCAUCACGCUGGUUUCUGCCUUUUUUAUGCUUCUUCUCUUCAUAUCAGAGCUUAGAAUCUAUCUUCACACUGUUACAGAGACUAAGCUGACCGUAGAUACUUCAAGAGGAGAAACUCUUCGUGUUAAUUUUGAUGUGACUUUUCCGGCCCUUGCAUGUACCCUUCUCAGUGUUGAUGCCAUGGAUAUCAGUGGGGAGCAGCAUUAUGAUAUAAGACAUGAUAUCAUCAAAAAGAGAAUUGACCAUGUUGGUAAUGUGAUCGAGUCAAGGCCAGAUGGCAUCGGUGCACCGAAGAUUGAAAGACCUUUACAAAGGCAUGGUGGAAGGCUUGAUCACAAUGAGACUUACUGUGGUUCUUGUUUUGGAGCAGAAGCGGCUGAUGAUGACUGCUGUAAUUCAUGUGAAGAAGUUCGAGAAGCUUACCGGAAAAAAGGAUGGGCACUAACAAACACUGACUUGAUUGAUCAGUGCAAGCGAGAGGGGUUCGUUCAAAAAAUUAAGGAGGAAGAAGGUGAAGGAUGCAACAUCCAUGGAUUCCUGGAAGUUAAUAAAGUGGCUGGCAAUUUCCAUUUUGCUCCGGGGAAAAGCUUUCACCUAUCAAACAUUCACGUGUUUGAUUUAUUGUCAAUUCAAGGAGAGAAUUACAAUAUAAGCCACAAAAUAAACCAUCUAUCUUUUGGUGAAGAGAUUCCUGGUGUUGUCAAUCCCCUUGAUGGCGUCUCAUGGGCACAGGAGACUUCGUCUGGAAUGUACCAAUAUUUCAUUAAGAUUGUUCCAACAAUAUACACUAACAGAAGGGGGCGCAGAAUCAAUUCAAACCAGUUCUCUGUGACCGAGCAUUUCAGAAGUGCAGAGGGUUAUCCUCAGACCCUUCCUGGAGUUUUCUUUUUUUAUGACUUCUCCCCAAUAAAGGUGGCCUUCACUGAAGAAACGGAAUCACUCUUGCAGUUCCUUACUAAUAUCUGUGCCAUCGUUGGAGGUAUUUUCACAGUUUCUGGAAUUGUUGAUACUUUCAUAUAUCAUGGUCAACGUGCGAUGAAGAAGAGGAUGUAGAUUGGAAAGCACAGGUGAUACAAUUCUGAGAAAGUUAAGACCAGUUAUAAUUUCGCUCUUCAGAUAGAAUUCUUGGGACCUAAGAGGUACAGAUCAGAUAGAGAGAAGUUUCAGUUGAUGGCUGGGUGGAUUGGAUUGGAUUGGAUUGGGUUGGGAAUUAGGAUGGACCCCCUUCAAACUGGGAAGCCAUUUCAAUGUUUCUAUGUUAUUUGUUUGUCCCUCCUUUUCUCUGGUGUCAUAUUGUAUUUAUAUAAUACCAUUGAAAUAGCCUUCAUAGUUUAAAAUCUCUCUCCAUCAAUGAGAUGAAUUUAAU
Molecule: messenger RNA, 1450 nt
Organism: Telopea speciosissima
Lineage: Eukaryota; Viridiplantae; Streptophyta; Magnoliopsida; Proteales; Proteaceae
Product: endoplasmic reticulum-Golgi intermediate compartment protein 3-like
Exons: 13
Coding region: 1-1137 (378 amino acids)
Cellular component (GO): endoplasmic reticulum; COPII-coated ER to Golgi transport vesicle
Source: RefSeq, a predicted model, not a curated record